Messenger RNA from Dermacentor andersoni, 2240 nucleotides. RefSeq names its product RING finger protein 145-like. Gene Ontology annotation, cellular component: endomembrane system. The record is from RefSeq and is a predicted model, not a curated record. Lineage: Eukaryota; Metazoa; Arthropoda; Arachnida; Ixodida; Ixodidae. Gene Ontology annotation, biological process: proteasome-mediated ubiquitin-dependent protein catabolic process; ERAD pathway. Gene Ontology annotation, molecular function: ubiquitin protein ligase activity.
AGCGAUGUGAGGUGUGCGAGUGAACAUGUUGCGUUUGCUGGAAUAUUGUGGCCGUUGGUUGAUACAGACGUGAAUACGGCAGUUUACAGUUCUGCCUAGUUGGCGGUGAAGAACCUGGUAUUACAUGACUUCUGCCCUGGCGAACUGAAUCAGGUUUCAGGAUGAGGCCAUCUAGAGCCCAAGUGGAAGCAGCCGUUGGCAUUAUCAUGCGGGUGCCGGGCUUGUUUAUUAUUGACUACUGGUGGCAGCAUGACCGAAAUAAGUCGGUGCCGCAGUCCAUGUCGCUUCCUGGAGUCCUGAACGCAGUGCUGACCAACCUAGUUCUUGUCCACGGCUUCCUUUUGCUGUUGCUGCCCAUUCCACGGGUGCGCUCUCUCUACACCAACUUUGUGAGCGCGCUGCUGCUGCUCAGCUCUCAUCUCCUGUCAAAGUACUACAUCCAGAUGGAGACAAGUCUGUCGCGACAUCUGGAUGUUGAUGAAAGCUUUGCCCGAAGGCAGCUGACUGCCUUUCUGGCCCACAUUGUGUUGGCCUGCAUGGUGUUCGCGCUGCUAGAAAGCCGUUCACGGCCCAUGCUUCCCAUCUUGUCCUGUUAUACCCUUCCUGUUCUGGCUCGUGUGCUGGACUUUCCCCCAGAGUCGCUUGAAGUCCUCCAUAAUUUUGGCAAUGCACUGAUGUGUGUCAGUGUUGCGUGUUAUCUAUAUAGCCAGGUACCAUCAUUGAUCAGCUUCUUGAAAGACACUUACCUGGACACACUGCUGCUGACCAUGCGCUUUGGCUGGAUUGGUCUGAUGACACUAUUUUGGAACAAGCUAUUUGUGCCAACCCAUUUUCUUGUGUUUUGGCUGAUUGAGUUUUGUGUAAAGUUGGCAGAAAGUUACCCUACUUGGGAGAGCCCAUGGUAUCUGCUAGCUUUAAGCUCUGCUAGCAAUGUCUGCUCCAGUCCUGUGACUUUGGUUGCCUCAUCAGUAACAGUCUCCUAUUUGGCUUACUUCACACUGUCGGGAACCAAGGCAUUUUUGCAUGGGAGCUUUACGUUUCUGAAUGACAAUCCACUGCACAGCGGCUGGACAGAGGGCAUCACCAUGCUCUUACUGGCCCUGCAGACUGGCCUUACUGAAAUCAAGAUGCCCAGCCGAGUGGCAGUACUGCUCAUCAUUUUGUUCAUUGUCAUGUCAUCUAUGCUUCAGUCAGUGCUGGAGAUUACAGAGCCAGUGGUGUUGGCUUUGAGUGCAUCACAGAGUCGGCAGGUUGGACGACAUGUUCGGACCUUGGGCAUGUGCACCUUUCUUGUUGCUUUCCCAUUGCAUAUCACUUGGCGAUUGUCUACUCUCUUCCCCAUUGAUUUUUGGAUGAUGAUUGUUCUCUCCUCUUGCAUCCUCACCUCUGUACAGGUAGUGGGUCUGCUAGUCAUCUAUGGUUUGUUUGUGUAUGAUGCAUGGCGCACGGAACCUUGGGAGGCUUUGGAUGAUGUCAUUUAUGUGGCUCGAGCAGUGACGAAAAUUCUGGAGUUUUUGGUAGCUCUAUUUGUUGUAGGAAUGGGUUUCUGGGAAUCCACAACAGGCAAGUGGAAUUGGGCUAAUGCAUCCAUCCUGCUCGUCCACUGCUACUUCAACGUGUGGCAGCGCAUGCAAGCUGGUUGGAAGAGUUUCCUUCUGCGCCGUGAGGCUGUGCGGAAGACUGAGUCUCUUCCUGAGGCAACACCAGAGCAGCUCUUGUUGCACAACGAUGUCUGCUCCAUCUGCUACUCCGAGAUGCGAUCAGCUUGCAUCACGAAGUGCCAGCAUUUCUUUCAUCGAACAUGUCUUCGCAAGUGGCUGUACAUACAAGACAAGUGCCCGCUCUGUCAUGCUCACGUCUCUUUGGAAAACGGAGAGCUUGGGCUUGUGAGUGAUCCUGAACCACCUGCGGCACCAAAUGAGACCAAUCAUACAGAUGUCUCCUGAAGCAACUAUGCCGACUAUUCCACUUGUGCCAUGCGCAGAUAAACGUUCCAUUUUGUUCCCACUUGUGCCCCUUGUUUUAUAGAAGUGGUGCUACUGGGAGCUGCUUCUUGGGGACCCCUUGUAACAGUGAGAAAAUGUGAUGCCCUUCUAUGGCCAUAGUGCCCUCCACAGCUCACAUCACUUCCGGGAACACAACUCUUCCAUUGUUACUUCAACUCAUGUAAAUACUGUUUACUUGCUCUUUGAUGUGUACAGCGAUAGUGUUCUGAAUGAAUAAAAAAAGAUGUAAUCUAA